CAGAAAGACUUCCACUAUGAGUUCACAGAGUGUGACAGCUACGGGGGUCGAUGGAGGGUGUCGGUACCUACACCUAAAAAGUGUGUAGGUGGAGCACCAAAUCCACCUACUAGAGUGAAUGACUGUUUGACAGCAUGUGAAGCAGGCACUUACUAUAACCGGACUCAUCUCGAGUGUCUGCCCUGCCCAACAGGGACGUACUCACUUGGUGGGGGAGUGAAGUUUGACUCAUGGGAGAAACUUCCACAGGGUUUUCAUGUAUCUGUUGAAACAUUUGAAAGUAGUUUUCACUUCUUUGGCCAAAACGUGGACAAUACUCAUAUUAACUGCUCAGACAAUGCCUGGGUACCUAUGGGCAACUUUAUUAUAUCACAUGGUGGACCCUGUGCCAGCACACUAUCCUACUCUGUUAAACUUGUGAAGCCUGGCAUUCUCUCAUACACUUAUGAAUAUGCUGAUGAUGAUGUUAUCUUUAACUUUGAGGCCCAGAAUGAUCAAUGUCAGUCAAUAAGUGAAGUUGAUAAGUACAAGUGGCCUUCACAGUCUGGAGAAGGACAGUGGAAAACAGUCACUGUUGAAUUGAAAGCUGGUCUAAAUGUCCUGUAUUGGAAGACUGUUGGGAUGGGGAUGAUGUCUAGUAAUGAUAGGAAACAUAAGCCUGUGAGGAUAAAGGCCAUUACUAUUACAGGGGUUGCUUAUGCCUCUGAGUGUACCCCCUGUGAGGCUGGAACUUAUAGCAGCAAAGGCUCAAAGCUUUGCACACCCUGUAAAGAAAACACUUAUUCAGAAAGAGGGGCUGGAUCUUGUUCACCAUGUGACACUGUCAUCCAGUUUGCCCCCAAAGGUUCAACUAAAUGUGUGGAUCGUCCUCCAUGUACAAAAUUUGAUUACUAUGAGAUAAAAACACCUUGUGACAAAAAGAAGCAAACUGAGCUUCGUUACGAGUGGGUCAAACCCAGGAUCUGUAGAGAUGAUCUGAAGGGUGCUGCCAAGCUUCCAGUCUCGGGUACAAAAAUGGACUGUCCACCCUGUAAUCCAGGCAUGGAGUAUUCCAACAAUUCAAUGUGUGCUUUCUGCCCUAAAGAUCACUUUUCUGAUGGUUAUUCAGCUUGUGAACCUUGUCCUGCAUCAACAGUACCCAAUUAUGGCCUUUCUUUCAAGUGGUGGCAUGAAUUACCCCCAGGCAUGUCUGAAAGAUGUAUGACCUUGGAAGAAGGAGGAUGCCACAAAAUGGCAGCUUGGCAGCCAGAGGGAAACUUCAUUCGUAGCAACUUUGGACAUAGAGAGGAUGCUUAUCUUAUACUUUCUCUGGAGGUUCCAGGCUUUAGGACUAAAGAACGAAUAGCCAAUGGUCAAGCUAUAGAGAUAGGAAGAGUCAGUUUUACAUUUGAAUUGGAUUGUGAGAAAGACUGUGAAUUUGUGUUCAUGCAGAGUACAGUACAAAGAGGUGUUUCAGCUAUAGAGACUUGGUCUGGUAAACAGAAGAAACAACAUUAUAGUUAUAAAGUGACACAAGAUGGCCCUUACACCUUUAGUUGGGCAUUUCAGAAGUAUGGGAGUGACAGCUUGUGGAAAGAUACUGAUACGAUACAUAAAGUAGACGACAAGGCCCUAAUCUACGACAUAUCAGUUACUAACAGCAAAAGUGGUGGGGCUGCGGAGUGCCUUCCUUGUCCUGAAGGUACUGAAGCAACUGGAUGUAUUCCUUGUCCACCAGGUCAUUAUAUCAAAAGCAGAGACACACUGGAAUGUUCUCCGUGCCCCCCAAAUACCUACGUGUCAGACCCAUUACCAUAUGGAAGGAAGUCCUGUAAACGUUGUGGCCCUGGACUUAGAUCAGAAAAUUCAGAGAGCUGCUACAGUGAUUGUCAUGUUUUCCUUGCUGAUGGACAGGAGUUUGAUUUCUCUGUGUUACCCAUGUAA
Molecule: messenger RNA, 1923 nt
Organism: Limulus polyphemus (Atlantic horseshoe crab)
Lineage: Eukaryota; Metazoa; Arthropoda; Merostomata; Xiphosura; Limulidae
Product: UPF0577 protein KIAA1324-like
Exons: 12
Coding region: 352-1923 (523 amino acids)
Source: RefSeq, a predicted model, not a curated record